AUGAUACGAUAGGCAUCAUCUUCCACCACUAAGCUAAGAAGAUUUUGUAAACACGACGUGGACGUAGUAAAUUUAAUUAGAUUUUAGCCCUUAAAAUGCAGCAAUUUGUGGUAUUUCUGCUGCUGGCCCUAAGCUGCCAGCAAAUCCAUGCCGAACUAACGGCCGCCGAAUGCCGGGAUCUGGGUUUCAUCAAGGCACAAUUAAUGUGUUCCAGUUGUGACAAACUCGAUGAUUUUGGACUGGAUACCAUCAAACCCCAAUGCAAGCAAUGUUGCACUUUGGAUCAACAGCCGGCGGCGCAGCGAACCUAUGCCAAGGCCAUUCUGGAGGUGUGCACCUGCAAGUUCCGGGCCUAUCCCCAGAUUCAGGCCUUCAUCCAAAGCGGCCGGCCCGCCAAAUUCCCCAACUUGCAGAUCAAGUACGUAAGGGGCUUGGAUCCCGUGGUUAAGCUCCUUGAUGCCAGUGGUAAAGUUCAGGAGACGCUGUCCAUCACCAAGUGGAACACGGACACCGUGGAGGAGUUCUUUGAAACGCAUCUAGCCAAGGAUGGUGCUGGCAAGAGUUCUUACAGCGUUGUGGAGGAUGCCGACGGAGACGACGAAGAGGAUUAUCUGCGUACCAAUAGGAUCUGAAAUUAUCAUUCCCCAAAACAGUAGACUAAUAAAUUGAAUUCAUAAAAUCAGAA
This is a messenger RNA of Drosophila suzukii, 685 nucleotides long. RefSeq names its product selenoprotein F. The record is from RefSeq and is a predicted model, not a curated record. Gene Ontology annotation, cellular component: endoplasmic reticulum lumen. NCBI's taxonomy places the organism in Eukaryota, Metazoa, Arthropoda, Insecta, Diptera, Drosophilidae. Gene Ontology annotation, molecular function: oxidoreductase activity.